Molecule: messenger RNA, 486 nt
Organism: Durio zibethinus
Lineage: Eukaryota; Viridiplantae; Streptophyta; Magnoliopsida; Malvales; Malvaceae
Source: RefSeq, a predicted model, not a curated record
AUGGCUAUAUUAAAUAGACUUCCAACAAAAGACAGGUUGAAAACGUGGGGAAUGGAGGUGGAUGACAAAUGUUGCCUGUGCCAGAGAGAGGAUGAAACCAGGGAACAUUUGUUCAUUGGAUGUGAUUAUUCAAAAGAGAUUUGGCAGAAGAUAUUAUGGAUGUGCAGGAUCUAUAGGGGAGUGAAGAACUGGUCAGAAGAGUUGAGAUGGGCAGUGAGCAAGUUGAAGGGGAAAGCUUUGAUCGCCAUCAUAUUGCGAUUAGCCUGGAAUGCCAGUAUAUAUCAGAUAUGGAAAGAGUGGAACAGCAAGAUGUUUCAACAUAAAGAAGAGAAAACUACACAGGUCCUUGAACACAUAAAAGAUGCUGUGAGACUUCGAUUACAAGGACUAAGUCGGAUUGCUGCGGAUCCAGCUGCCAUUAGAGAUGCGUAUAUUUAUGGUUGUAAAAAACAGUUGAAUUGUUGUAUUGUAGCAGAAUUCUGCUAG